AUGGCCCAGGAGGAGCUGGAGGUGGUUAGUGUCUAUAAGACGCUAAUCGAAAGCCUGUUGGACCGCGCCGCGCAGGCCAAGCCCGACAAACAAAUCGAACCCCCGUUGACCGAAGCACACCUAGGCGAGGCCAUUUGGCAGGUUUCAAAGGAACAUGAAGGAACAGUGUCGCAGUUGAGCCAGCAAACUCAGUUCGCAGCGGCAGAGAUUGCUUUCAGAGAGAAGUUCUACCAUAUUUUGGCAAGCACUUCCAUAAAUGAUCCGAGUUUUAUUGACAUGUGGAACCUACUCGACAUAGUGUCCAUCGUCUCCGACAAUGAACAAUGCGAGCCUGGCUUGAUAUUCUGGCUCAUCGAAGAGCUGCUGGACAGCCAAACAAUAGAUGGAUGCCGCAAGGUCUUCGAUUACCUUGAAUCACGCCGUGAGCGUAAUAUUCGAAAGCACUUCAAGCAAAAGAAUUUGAUCAUCCUACGGUCAUGCAAUGAACUCCUCCGCAGACUUUCACGAGCCGAGGACACAGUGUUCUGCGGUCGGGUGUUCAUCUUUCUCUUCCAAAGCUUCCCCCUCGGAGACAAGAGUUCAGUCAACUUGCGUGGCGAAUUUCACACAGAAAAUGUUACUACCUUUGAUGACAUACCGAAGCCAGCCCCAUCGAAUGAAGAAGAUACGACUAUGGCUGAAGGUAAUGAGGAACCCCCCGCGACAGGAAAAAGAGAGGAGGAGUCCCCUAAGACUGGGGACCAGGGAUCCCGGCCGCAAACACCCAAGGUGGUUGUCUCCAAUGACAGCAAAAAAGCGGCGCCUGCCGAAAAGGUCGAUCUUGGAGAGUUAUACCCCUUAUUCUGGGGGCUACAGGCCUACUUCUCCAACCCAACGAAGACCUUCGAUUCGGAACAAUUCGCAUCUUUCAAAGCAGCUAUCGAAGCAACGCUGAAUGCAUUUAAAAACAUCAAUACGGACAACAGAACUGUUUCACGCCAGACGGAGGAAGAGCGCAAUUCUCACAAACGAAAGCACGUGUCUGACGAGGCAGAGAUUGGCACCAGCUUCAACCCCAAAUACCUAACCAGCCGGGAUCUUUUCGACUUGGAAGUCAGCGACGAAGCAUUUCGCCGACAUGUCCUUGUCCAGGCAUUGAUUCUGUUUGACUUCCUUUUAUCCUUGAAUCCUAAAGCCAAAGCACGUCUUACCGACCUGACUAACAGGUCGGUGCUCUACGGCUUUACACUAAAUGAAGAAGAUACCAAAUGGGUGACGGCCAUGCGCAAAAGGAUCGAAGGGUACCUACAGGAAGGAGUCAGCGGCAAGUUCUAUUACCGAAUGGUCGAUACGGUCCUAUCUCGGGACAAGAACUGGGUACGCUGGAAGGCCGAAGGAUGUCCACCGAUUGAACGUCCAGCUGUCUCUGUUCCCGAUUCUAUGCAGGCACGAAAGGAGGCCAGUAAACUAUAUGCCAACAAACGUCUUCGCCCCACGCCUAUGGGAGCACUCGACCUGAGCUUCCUAUCUGAGAGCGCGGCACAGGCGAAUUUCGAGCGGCUUAAAGAGCAAGAUCGCUACACCAUUCCAGCGGCCAAAACAUACAUGGGCAAAAUACUAGACAGUGAGAUGGAUAUUGACAUGGCGUCAAACCAAGAUGAGAAGGAUGAAGCCGUGAGAUCCAAGACCAGCCAAACCUGGCGCAUUCUUCGCUUGUCUGCGAAAACAAAACUAGCCGCAUUCGACAAGAUCGAAGAUGGCAACAAGCUCGAAGUUUUGCUCGAAGCCCCAGCCGCGGCAGUGGAAAGUCCAGGAGAGGCGGAGGAUACCGAAGACGCCAAGGACAUACCGCAGGGGGUCGAAGAAGCACCCAACGGACCUCUUGAUAACGAAGUUCUCCCCGAUGCCGCCAAGAAGGAAUCGACUGCCGCUAACGAGGAGAGUACGACAACAGACCAGGGUCCUUUGAACUCAACUGCCAAUACCGGAGAAGAAAUCACAAGCCCCGAGGCAGCCACCUGA
This is a messenger RNA of Penicillium chermesinum, 2001 nucleotides long. Its product is annotated as THO complex subunit THO1/HPR1. NCBI's taxonomy places the organism in Eukaryota, Fungi, Ascomycota, Eurotiomycetes, Eurotiales, Aspergillaceae. Gene Ontology annotation, cellular component: THO complex part of transcription export complex. The record is from RefSeq and is a predicted model, not a curated record. Gene Ontology annotation, biological process: regulation of DNA-templated transcription elongation; mRNA export from nucleus. The transcript has 4 exons. The coding region runs from base 1 to 2001 and encodes 666 amino acids.